Molecule: messenger RNA, 3406 nt
Organism: Paramisgurnus dabryanus
Lineage: Eukaryota; Metazoa; Chordata; Actinopteri; Cypriniformes; Cobitidae
Gene: tox4b
Product: TOX high mobility group box family member 4 b
Biological process (GO): regulation of transcription by RNA polymerase II
Cellular component (GO): nucleus
Molecular function (GO): chromatin DNA binding
Source: RefSeq, a predicted model, not a curated record
UACCAUUGUCACCUGUGGAGAGGGGUGUGUGCUGAAGUGUUUCCAGUUAAUAAAACACUCGAGUCUGUACUGGGUUACUGGUGUGGUCGUGUUGAUGACAUUUAAAUUGUAUUUUGGUUAAGAGAAAUUCGCCCUUAUGAUAUAUGUGCGUUAUUUAAUAAUAAUAAUGAGUCGCGAUCACCCUGUGACAGGUUUUCCUGAAGUCCCACACACAUCCACACAGAUCCAUUCCCCUCGACUGCGGCUCCUGCUGUGCUGAGAUCAGACAGUUUUUUCACGAUACCCUCUAAUUAUUUUCACAAGAACAUCUGGUCGUUUUUGCUGACAAACGUGGUGUUUUGUGGUAUUUUCCUCUGUAAAUCGAGAACAUAUGGCGCAUUUUUCCAUGUGAGGUGCUGUCAUUCAAAUCGAUGCGGAUCGGCGCCGUUAACGUUAUAAUCAAACAGGACUGAAUUAGUUCUUCAUUGUGAUUUAAAUAGCGCAAUAUGUGUUUUUGUAUGUGUUGUGAGGAUAACGCGUAUGUGUUUGAUCGGUACCGCAGUGUGCGGCAGGCCUGAUAAUCGGACGCGUGUGUCUGAUCUAAUCUUGGAGACGUCACGAGCGUCAUGUCUUUGACAGAUGUGUAGCUCUCGCGUUCAACUCUUCUGCUACUCUUGAGUUUCGUUAUGGAUCUAAAUUUUUACUCGGAUCUUUCAGACGGAAACGGGAGGUCCGAUGAGUCUGAGUUUCUGGAUCCUCACGCGUUUAACGGAUUUGACGCGGUUCAGAAGUUCCCAGGAGGAAGUGAUAACUACCUGACCAUCAGUGGAGAUGGACAUCACUUCCUUUCAUCAGAGAUGUUCCACACCCCAAGCCUGGGUGAUGAGGAGUUGGAGAUCCCGCCAAUUUCACUGGACCCGGACUCUACGCUCGGCGUCUCUGAUGUGGUGGCUCCUUUUGGAGAACUGGGCGACGGUGGUCACUCAUCUGGCGUUCCCGUGAAUGCUGUGGUCGGAGGGAAUGAUCCUUCUUUUGCCUCCACGUUUGUGAACGCACCCUCACAGGGACUCGAACAUCUCAGUCUGAUAAGUCAACAGCCCAUACUGGGAUCCACACUUGGAAUGGAUCUUGGCCAUCCCAUUACUUCACAGUUCAGUAGCUCUUCACCAAUGACCAUCGAUGUCCCGCUGGGUGACAUGAGCCACAGCUUGUUGGGACACAAUCAGCUAACCACUAUUGACCAAUCAGAACUCAGCGCUCAGCUCGGGUUGAGUCUGGGUGGCGGCACCAUUCUGCCCCGCCCACAGUCACCUGAUCAAUCACUGUCAGCCGCUGACUCACCGUCUGAUUCGAUUCAGGAUGAUGACGUGGACGAUUUUAGACGAAGCAUGCUGAUGGAUUCGCCCGUCUCUCUGUCCGUGUCUUCAGGCGUCGUCUCUCUCUCUCCCUCCGUGUUGGAUCCACCCGUCAUCGCUCCAGCGCCUUCCCCUGCUCCUGUACGGAAAGCCACCGGAGGGGGUGGAAAAAAAGGCAGGAAAAAGAAAGACCCGAACGAGCCGCAGAAACCCGUCUCGGCUUACGCUCUGUUUUUCAGAGACACCCAAGCUGCCAUCAAGGGUCAGAAUCCCAACGCUACGUUCGGAGAGGUUUCCAAGAUAGUUGCUUCCAUGUGGGAUAGUUUGGGGGAGGAGCAGAAACAGGUGUACAAGAGGAAGACGGAAGCUGCCAAGAAGGAAUACCUGAAAGCACUGACUGCUUAUAAAGCGGGUCAGCUGUCUCAGGCCACUAUUGAAGUGAUGGAUACAGCACCAUCUCCACCCGCAGCCCCUGAACCCCCACCCACCGCAACACCCACACGCUCCUCACGCAUCCCGCUGCACGCACCGGACAACAACACCAUCACCAACAUCUGCACCUCCAACAUCAUCUUAGACCUGCCGCAGGUCACCACGCGCUCGCGCACGGGGGCGCACAAGCCUGCGACGACGGCCCCGCCCCCUACCGCUCCCUCCCUGCCCGCCGUUACUAAAAUAGCACUUCCCAAACAUCAGGCGCAGUCCUCGCCAUCAGCCGCCACACCUCCGACCGCUCGCCAGCCUCCUCCGCUCCAGCAGAUGCAGAACACGCCCCCACCUCCACGUCUUCAACAGAUGGUACAUUCGCCGGCCCCGCCGCCUCUCCUGGCAAAACCGCGCGGGAGUGCCGGUGCGGGACAAGUCAUUGCCACGGCACCACCGCCUCCUCUCAAAAUAAAGAUAGUUCAUGCCCCCGUGCAGAUAGAUUUGAACUCGCAGAUCAUUGUGACGACUCCCGGCACGACACCGAUCGCUUCCACCGCAGUGGAGGAGUCACAGUCUACUGCUAUGGUGGAGGCGUUAUCACCAUCAGCAACAGAGGAGGUCGCCGAAGAAGCGAUGGAGGUGGAGUUAAAUGUUUCUCCAGGUCCAGACGUGACUCCGUCAGACGCUCCCAGUGUUUGCAUCCGGGCCGGCUGUACCAAUCCCUCUAUUGAGAGUAAAGACUGGGACAGGGAAUACUGCAGUAAUGAGUGUGUGGCUACACACUGCAGAGACGUGUUUAUGGCCUGGUGUGCGAUCAGAGGACAAAACUCAACGACUGUAACAUAGAAACAUCACAGACAGACGGACAGACAGAGCUUUAGGCUUUGACAUAAAAAUAUCUGAAAGACCAUCAAGAGCUUAUAAACUCUAUGAGGAACAGAUGAAAUAAAACUGAAUGGUCAGCGAGAAUAAGAAACAUGAAAACUCCAUCAUGGGACUUCCAUAAAAUGAAAUUUAUGGUAAAAAAAAAAACGUUUUAUAUAUUUUAAAAUGUCAUAGUUGUUUAUCUGAUCCUGCAGUGUUUGUUUGUCAUCGAUUCAGACAGAUUUUCUAUCUCUUUAUCUCUGUGUGUGUGAUAAUGUGAGUCUACUUAAAUGCAAGUACACAAGAUUAAUGCAUGACCGAUAAUGACUUGCUCAACAUUUCUAUUCUGUCUUAAAGGUGCAGUGUGUAAUUUUUAGAAGGAUUUCUUGACCGAAAUGCAAAAUAAUAUUCGAAACUAUAUUAUCAGGAGUGUAUAAAGACCUUUCAUAAUAUACCGUUAUAUGUUUAUUACCUGAGAAUAAAACGUUUUUACUCUACAUACACCAAGGGUCCCCUUACAUGGAAGUCGUCAUUUUGUGCUUCCAUGUUUCUACAGAAGCCCUUAACAGACAAACUUUUUUACUAAGUUGUCUCUGGCGAUGACAUGUUUGUCCCGUGGCGGCUACCGUAGCUUCUCUAUGUGUUUCAAAAGCGAGAGGUGAGGAGUGGACUGAGCCGUUGGUUGCAAUUCACCACCUCACCACUAGAUGCUGCUGAAAUUUACACACUGCACCUUUAAGAAAACGAUUUUAAAUCAACUUUUAAACUAAUAAUGCAAAGAC